CGCCCGCUGGCGGUUCGUUCGUGUAGAGCGGAGCUGACGAAGCUCAUGAAGCCGCUUUGAGACUCACUCCGCCCGGACACAGAGAAGCCCUGCUCAGCGGGGGUCUGGAAAAUGGGAGCGGUGAAGUGAAGUGGAAAAACGGUCAAAAGAAGAGCGCGGACACUGUGGAUGAAAGAAACCGCCCACGGUGUGUCACCACUCAACUGACCGCACAAUGUCACCCCAAGCUCGGACAACUUUAUCAGGCAUCAUGCAAGACUGUGACAUCCGCGGGGGCAGUUCAAUUAUCGAUUCAUUGAAGAACAUGAUGGCGCUCUUGCUUUGGCUUGGUCUGCCGUUCCUGGUGGCGGAUGUCUGGUCCACCUCCGUCAAGAACUGCCACCCGGGCUGCCGCUGCGAGGUGGAAAGCUUCGGCCUGUUCGACAGCUUCAGCCUGACCACGGCAGACUGUCGAGGGUUGGGCCCCGGGGCUGCCAUGCCCGUGCCCAUACCGCUGGAUACUGCUUACCUGGAUCUGUCCUCCAACGCCAUGGGCCCCCUCACAGACACCAUCCUGGCUGGGCCGGGCUACACCACCCUUGUUAGUUUGGACCUUAGCAGCAAUCAUAUUACAAUGGUAAGCCCCAAUGCUUUGUCCAAGCUGCGUUAUCUGGAGACUCUGGAUCUGAGCCACAAUGACUUGGAGGGCCUCUCGCAGGGUUGCUUCUUUGGCCUUCCUCUGGCUGAAGUAGAUCUCAGCUACAACAGCUUCCGGGACUUCAACAUGGACGUGUUUGUGUCUAAAGUAAAAGACAAACCCGUCAGCGUGGACCUAUCACACAACAAGCUGGUGUCUAUUUCCACAACACCGCACGGAAAACUUGUACACAUUCAGACCUUGAACCUGACAGCAAACCAUCUUUCGAGCGUACCAAGACUGGCGGGACUUGAGAUACUGAGAUACCUCAAUCUGGACUGCAACCCCAUUAUUGCCAUUCAAAAGGGAGACUUUGUUCACUUGACAGAUUUGGUUUACUUGUCCCUCAGCAGUCUUCAUCAGCUUCAGAAAAUUGAAGCCCACAGCUUUGAGGGCCUGCAGAGCCUCCAAGUGUUGGAUCUCUCCAACAAUCCCAAUCUGAAGACACUAAGCCUGUCUGUUUUCACCGGGCUGGACUCGCUGCAGGAGCUGAAUUUAUCUGGCUCUGGAGUGACGUCCUUACCGUGGGGCAUGCUCUCUCCCCUCCCCGCCAUAAAAAGUAUUAUGCUAGGACAGAACAUCCGCUGCUUGAGGACCCAGAAACAAGGCCAGUUUCACAGGCAGCUGGGUCAGACCCAACACUAUGAGGUACUCAACUGCAACCGCAAUGGCAUUGUGUUGUAAUCCUGAACAUACGGUCCAGUCUGUUCUUUAGUCUUUAUACCAGCACUGUGCCUUCCAAUCGCAUACAUACCUCUUCCCCAAGCUUUAAGAGGUGUCACCUUGCCUUUAAUGGAUGAUGGGCAUGAAAUGGUCACUAUGCAUCCAAAGCAUAAUGUCAUAUUAACAUUCUUCAUCUGAACACACAUUAGCAAUGUGUUUGCACUUAUUUUCCUCACAAAAAAAGUAGGCCAAAGGUUCUUUAUAGAACUGCUGAUUAUGUCACCACCACAUUAAGGCAUUAUUUUAGCCAAUUUUGAAGAUUAUUAAGGAUCUUGCUGCUGUUUUGAGUUAGAUGCUAAUCAGAAAGCAUAAGACUUCUUAGCCUAUAGUAAGUUAAAGACUGCUUAGAUAUUGACUGGAAACCAAUUCAACUGAUUUUGAAGAACCUGUCAAAUACAAAAACGACCAUUUUUGUAAGCCAACUCGUGGACACGUCCGUAUGUGCGCUUCGUUGCAUAAGGUCACCCACAUACCCUUUGACGAAGUGGCUACCUAUAUUUCAUAACAUGUGAGAGGGAAACUAUCAGGGACCGGAUUGACCACACUUCCCUUUUACUGUCUCCAUGAAAGCAUUACGUAUGAGAAAUGAACCUUUUCCUGUGGACUGAAGAAAUGGCCAGGUUCAAGACUAUUUUUGAAUGUCAACAAAA
Molecule: messenger RNA, 2049 nt
Organism: Syngnathus acus (greater pipefish)
Lineage: Eukaryota; Metazoa; Chordata; Actinopteri; Syngnathiformes; Syngnathidae
Gene: tsku
Product: tsukushi small leucine rich proteoglycan homolog (Xenopus laevis)
Exons: 4
Coding region: 215-1360 (381 amino acids)
Molecular function (GO): protein binding
Source: RefSeq, a predicted model, not a curated record